Molecule: messenger RNA, 2931 nt
Organism: Drosophila takahashii
Lineage: Eukaryota; Metazoa; Arthropoda; Insecta; Diptera; Drosophilidae
Gene: Orc1
Product: origin recognition complex subunit 1
Biological process (GO): mitotic DNA replication checkpoint signaling; DNA replication initiation
Cellular component (GO): nuclear origin of replication recognition complex
Molecular function (GO): ATP binding; DNA replication origin binding; chromatin binding
Source: RefSeq, a predicted model, not a curated record
ACAGCGCGGCAAGCUGAUCGAAAAAAAGGGAGGAGCGAGUCGCAGUGCCACAAAAACCCAAUUAAAUUACUGCUGACGUCGGCGAAUUGUCAAAUAACUGAUAGCGAAUCGCAGUGCGAUGGCUAACAAAGAGAACUCCCGCAUUGUGGGACAGCAGGUGAAGUGGAUCGGAGCGCACGAAGCCCAGCAGCAGCCAGCAGUGAAGAGUCUGGAGCACAAGAACGUCUACUUCUACCAGAAGUGCAUCUACGGACCGCUGACCCUGACCGUCGGCGACUUCAUACUGGUGUCCAAUGCGGACGCACCGGAACCGGACACAGUGAGCGGAUGCGACGUCGCCCGGAUCCUGCACAUGUACGAGCUGCGCGAGGUGACCGAUCGCGAAACGUGCCGCGCCAUCGUCCAGUGGUACUCCUGGCCCAGGGCCAUUCCCCACCAGAAAUUCGACGACGACGACGUGGCCAUCGACUUUAGCCUGGAGGUGAUCGAGGAGCAUCGCCCCUACGACAACGACGUGGCCCUCGGCGCCAUCUACCGCAAGUGCAUCGUCCUGGAGGGCAGCACUCAGUCCUCCGCCCAGGAGAUCCUCAGCCGCCACUCCAACUCCAGCCACAAGCUGAAGUCCACCGCCUGCCCGAUGUUCGUCAGCCGCUACAGGUUCGUCAAGGUGAAGCGGAGCUACCGCUUGAUUCCACUGGAAAUCCACCUGGAGCAGCCGGAGGAGAAGCCACGUGCAUCGCGGAAGUCACUAACUGCCCACAAGGAAUCCAAGCGAUCGGCCUCCGCCCGCAAGAAUGAAGCAGUUGCAGGCGAAGAAGGAGCCGGCACUGUGGAGAAGCGACGACGUGCCUCCAUGGCGGCCGCCAGUUCCGUGGAGUUCGUCGAUGUCAGCUACUUCAAUUGCGAGAACAAGGUGUCGCCCAUCAAGAUCGUGGGCGGACGCAGCGUGGUGCGGCUGUCGGAGAAGAAGAAGACGGCCGCCCCCGAAAUCAAUGCCAACUAUCUGCCGGCUUCGCCGCUCACCGAGAAGAACGCCAAGGUGGAGACUCCGAAAUCCCGGGCUUCGGCCGCUCGCCGCAACCUUAAUCUCAGCCUGGAUCGCGGAGCGGAUAGCACAGCGGACUCGGACUGCCUGAACUACUCGAUUGUCCAGCAGACGCCCGAUCCCAAGACGCCGUCCAAUGACAUGAAGAUCAAGCUGCGCCUCUCGGAGAGAAGGCGUUCGGUGCGCCUGGCCUCCUUGGAUGCAGAUCCUCUGUCGCUCGAGGAACCCCUUGAAGCACCCAGCACCCAGGGACGCAAGCGACUGGGCGUAACCAAUGGCGAUAUCUACCAGACGCCCACCAAGAAAUCCAAGGAGCCACUGGAACAAGCUGCAGGCAACGAAAAGACGCCCUCGACAAGGCGUAAAAGUAUCCUAAAAUCAGCCACCAGUCGAUUGGCUGAAGGCACGCCCAGACGCAGUAUUCAUCUGUCCAACAUUGUGGAGCAGCGUGUGUUCAAGGACGAUGAAAUUAUAUCCACCCCAAAGAGAGGACGGGCCAAGAAGACCGUUCAGGACGAGGACGAGGACUAUUCGCCAAAGAAGUCGGUUCAAAAGACGCCCACGCGAUCGCGUCGUUCGAGCACCACAACCAAACUAGCAACCACUCCCAGCAAAGCGACUCCCAGCAAGGCAACCCCGAUGACGCCCUCGCAGAAGAUGAAGAAGAUCCGGGCCGGCGAAAUAAGUCCCAGCAUGCAGCAGCGCACCGAUCGACCGGCAAAGGACUCCAGCAAAUCGGAACUGCAGCUGGCUCGCGAACAGCUUCACGUGUCUGUGGUGCCGAAGAGUCUGCCCUGCCGCGAACGGGAGUUCGAGAACAUUUACGCCUUCCUGGAGGGCAAGAUCCAGGACCAGUGCGGCGGCUGCAUGUACGUGUCCGGAGUUCCGGGCACUGGCAAAACGGCCACUGUGACCGGAGUCAUUCGCACCCUGCAGCGGCUGGCCAAUCAGAACGAGCUGCCCGCCUUUGAGUUCCUCGAGAUCAACGGGAUGCGGCUGACGGAGCCGCGACAGGCCUACGUGCAGAUCUACAAACAGCUCACGGGCAAGACUGUCUCCUGGGAGCAGGCACACUCCUUGCUGGAGAAACGAUUCACGACUCCGGCACCGCGUAGAGUUACCACGGUGCUGCUGGUCGAUGAGCUGGACAUCUUGUGCAACCGGCGGCAGGAUGUCGUCUAUAACCUGCUCGACUGGCCCACCAAGUCGGCGGCCAAACUGGUGGUGGUCACCAUUGCCAACACCAUGGAUUUGCCCGAGCGCCUGCUAAUGGGCAAAGUCACCUCUCGUCUUGGACUCACCCGACUCACGUUUCAACCGUAUAGCCACAAGCAGCUGCAGGAGAUCGUCACAGCCCGUCUGGGAGGUUCGGAGGCUUUUAAGGGCGAGGCCGUGCAGCUUGUGGCUCGCAAAGUGGCCGCCGUAUCCGGUGAUGCUCGACGAGCUCUGGACAUUUGUAGGCGGGCCACAGAAGUCGCCGAUACGGCUCAGGUGAAGUGCGUGACCAUGCUGCACGUCCAGCAGGCAUUGGCCGAGAUGAUAGCCAGUGCCAAGGUGCAGGCCAUCAAGAACUGUUCGCGGCUGGAGCAGAUCUUUCUGCAGGCGGUGGCUUCGGAAGUUACGCGCACCGGAGUCGAGGAAACGACCUUCAUGGGCGUCUAUCUGCAGGUGGAGACAAUCGCCGCCUUCAUGGGUGUCACCUUACCGCCACCCGGUCGUUGCCUUCGCCUAUGCGCCAAGCUGGGCGCCGAGCGACUCAUCAUAAGCGAGCAUUCCCGUAAUGAUCUCUUUCAGAAAAUUCUGCUCAACGUCAGUGCUGAUGAUAUUCACUAUGCACUUCGAGUUGGAGAGGUGGCGGCUAACUAAAAGAGAAUUUUUAGGCAAAU